AUGCCCCUCUUUGGUUCCAGACGCGAGCCCUCGCCCGAGGUGGUUCCCGUGCACGACACGGCCGCGGCCCCGCGCAAGCACAACUCCCUCUUCCACCGGCACGAGCCGGCCCCGGCCCCGGCGCCCGUGCCGGCGACGACCCACCACAAGACGGGCACCGGCGGCGGACUCUUCCACCGCAACCGCACGCCGUCUCCGCCCGCCACCACCACCACGCACGGCUCCUCCUCUCUCCUGCACCACAGCCGCACGAGCCACUCCAUCUCGUCGCGCAGCAGCGCCGACUCCUCGCAUCACCGGCACAGCAGCGGCAGCAAGCCGGGCCUGCUCUCGCGGGCCAUGGGCCGCCACGGCGACGACGACGUCGACCCGUCGAUCCUGCAGGCGCGCGAGCGCGUCAUGGACGCGGAGCAGGCCGAGGUGCAGGCCGAUCGCGCGCUCGAGGAGGCACGCCUACGGGUGCGCGAGGCCCGUGAGCAUGCCCGCCGCGUCGAGGCCGAGGCCGAGGAGGAUGCCCGCCGCGCGAGAGUCAAGCAGCGCCACGCAAAGGAGGUGACGAAGCGGGGCAAGGGCCUGGGGCGACACGGCAUUUGA
Messenger RNA from Purpureocillium lilacinum, 594 nucleotides. RefSeq lists its product as uncharacterized. The record is from RefSeq and is a predicted model, not a curated record. NCBI's taxonomy places the organism in Eukaryota, Fungi, Ascomycota, Sordariomycetes, Hypocreales, Ophiocordycipitaceae.